AUGUAUGGAAAUGUACGACUUGGUGUAGGCGGAUCUAUAUCGUUAUCACUUUGGGUGCCCUACUGGAUUGUGAACAAAUCCGGUAAGCGGGUUAGAUUAAUCUUUUUGGCACUGCAGAGUUGCUGUUUUUUUUUCUUCGAAUUUUUUGCUUUAGGUAUCCCUUUGAUUCUGAAACAGGAAGCUGCCGAGAGUGAGGCAGCCGGGCAAAUGUCUGAACACGAACAAGCCAAAGAUCGACAUCCGUUGAUUGGGUCAUGGGCUAGCCAAGGAACCAAAUUAUCGGCCACGCUACAGUCACAAGUUCGCUCUCACUCCAGGCGUGCAAGCAUUGAAACUAAGCGUAGUGCAUGA
Messenger RNA from Strongylus vulgaris, 351 nucleotides. The record is from the annotation of a GenBank genome assembly. NCBI's taxonomy places the organism in Eukaryota, Metazoa, Nematoda, Chromadorea, Rhabditida, Strongylidae.